UGAAUGAAGACAUAGCUUUCAUUGGUUGUACUAUUCAUAGAACUCUUCCUGCUUACUACUGUGGAGAGCCAUGGUUUAGCGGUAUAGAAGUAUCCGAUAUGUCUCCGAAAGAGCCAUACAGAGACCAACAAGAAACUACUAUAGACCGCGUUGGAAUUUCCUUCCAGAGUUUGUCUGCUCAACAUAAAUACGGCGUGGUUUCCUCAGUUCUUUUCCCUCUGUUCCUCAUUCUCCAUCUCUCAACUCUUUGGAUUCUAUUGAUCAAUAUCAAAGACAACUUCGGCAGACCACUUUAUCUAAAAAGGAAACAUUGACAUUCAACUCAUUAGCCAUGUCCGAGUUUACAGAAAAGAACAGACAGGUCUGGGAAAGCUAUUCCAAGACAUACAAAACCCGGUUCGAAAAGGGCACAAAGUUGUUAUACCGCUUGACUCAGGAAAAGCGCCUUUGGUGUAGUGACGUUUGGACUGAUACCGAAGCCGGGCAAGGCAAAGAGAUCAAGGUGUUGGAAUAUGCAUGUGGGCCUGGCGUUGUAUCUACGGCAUUGGCGCCAUUCGCCACCAAAGUCGUCGGCAUCGACGUCGCGGACGGCAUGGUCGACGAGUACAACGCUAGCGCUCGUGAGGGCGGUUUUGAAGACAAAAUGAUCGGCCAUAAGGGUGACCUCCUGGCCGAGCCAAUGCCAGAGGAAUUCUCAGGGCCAGAGUAUUCCGAUUUCGAUGUUGCAUUUGUCAGCAUGGCCCUUCACCAUUUCGAAAAGCUGGAUCUGGCCAUGAAGCGCCUCGGGGAACGACUGAAGAAGGGUGGUGUGUGUCUGAUCAUCGACGUACUUCCACACGGCAAGCAUGACCAUAACGCCCAUGAAAUGCACAACUCCAACCAUGAAGCCGCACACACGAUCAAGACUCAUGGUUUCACCUUGGAGGAUAUGCGCAAGCUGUAUGAAACUGCUGGGCUUGGAAUGGGGUUCGAUUAUCAAGUCAUUGAAGAGCCACUGGUGUUUGAGAGAGACGACAAGACAUUCUCCAAGACCAUCUUCAUUGCCCGGGGCCAGCGUCAGUAAGUUCUGCUCUUUGGGGAGAUAUAACGUCUGGUUGUGUAUGGAAAGGAGACAUGAAUAUAGUAUAGAUUAGGUUCUAAGCUAUACAUAUAAUAAUAGACUUAGACAUAUGCUCUCUUGUCGAUGUAGACCUUGUGCUGAGACAAGCAAAGCUCGCUGUGGAUAAAUUAAUUAGAACCUAUGGUCAGUACUGCAUUGAUAGUUCUAGGACAAAUAUGAAAAGAGUUUGUUGCGGGCGUUGGAUACUGUGAUGUUGGAGUGGUGAAAGCCCGGGGAAGAGUAUCCAAUCAUAUUUGAGGAAUAGUCAGACACGAUCGAGGUAGGUUUGUAGGUACACGCCUUCUGAAGGCGAGAACAGGAAGUUUAUCUGCCAGUUUCAAGUGACGUGGCAUGAUUCUUACAUCGGCCAUGCCAUUGACACCAAA
Molecule: messenger RNA, 1485 nt
Organism: Aspergillus pseudonomiae
Lineage: Eukaryota; Fungi; Ascomycota; Eurotiomycetes; Eurotiales; Aspergillaceae
Product: class I SAM-dependent DNA methyltransferase
Exons: 3
Coding region: 332-1063 (243 amino acids)
Source: RefSeq, a predicted model, not a curated record